CAGCUCCUCCAUCCCCUCCCUUCGAUUCUUUCCCAAUAGUAAAGCGGGAACAGCAGGCCAGCUAAUUAAACCAAUCGCGUCAUGAUGAGAAGCUUCGCCGUGCUUUUGAUCAUGGCGCUCGCCGCCGUCGUCAUCGUGCCGCCGGUCGCCACCGUCGGCCAAGCGGGGCUUCCGGCCAGGAGGAGCCGGUUCCUGGCGGCCAACGCCCUGCCCUCCUACGAGUGCUCCAAGAAAUCGGCCUCCGUCUGCCUCGAGCCGGGGAGCCCAGGGGCGACGUGCUGCGGCGGCCAGUGCGUCGACACCGUCUCCAGCCCGUACCACUGCGGCGGCUGCAACAAGGUGUGCAAGAGCCGCCGCGGUACUUGCUGCGGCGGGCGCUGCGUCGACCUGGACUCCGACAAGGACAACUGCGGCAGGUGCGGGAACCAAUGCAGCAACAAGUGUAACUAUGGUUUCUGUGACUACGCUUAAUAAUAUACCAAGAUCUUAUUAUGAAAGCUUUGUGAAGAUCUUGU
Panicum hallii is the source of this 515-nucleotide messenger RNA. Its product is annotated as protein STIG1-like. The record is from RefSeq and is a predicted model, not a curated record. The coding region runs from base 82 to 471 and encodes 129 amino acids. The transcript has a single exon. Lineage: Eukaryota; Viridiplantae; Streptophyta; Magnoliopsida; Poales; Poaceae.